AUGCCUUUGUCCCCACUCAACACCAUGGAUGAAUUAAUUGAUAUGAUUUUUCAUGUCAAUCGCUCGGACAUCGAUUUGAACCAAUCACUGUUAGACCGAUUGGAUGCUGCUCAGGAAAUGGUCGAGGCCAGGCUGCGGCAGCUAGAGGCCACCGAGGAAAGACGGCGCCAGGAGCAAAACCCUACCGGAAUCAGCCUUCUUCCCGACCAAACUCCGCCUAGCGUUGAUAAUGACCGAUCUACCCUCGACGAAAACAAACCAGAUGGUGCCCAUUUGGUGGCAAAAGCCCUUGAAAUGAACGCUGACGUCAGCAAGGCCGAGAAUGACCGUGGCAGCUUUUACGACUGUAACAUAUGUCUGGACAUGGCUAGUGACCCUAUCUUGACUUGCUGUGGUCACUUGUUCUGCUGGCCCUGCUUCUUUCAGGUCGAUAACAUCAGCUCGACUUCCAAAGAGUGUCCGGUUUGUAAAGGAGAGGUUUCGGAAAAUACCGUAACUCCAAUUUACGGCAAUGGUGGUGAAAGCGGACGAGUGGUUGAAACAGAGUCAGGCUUGAGAAUUCCACCAAGGCCGAGAGCUCAUAGAGUCGAGAGCAUUAGGCAGCAGAUAGUGACCCAUAGCAUUAACGAUCUCGCCAUUGAAGAAGCUAUCAGGCAAAUUAGGGCUAGUCUUGGAGCAACAGUUGGGCCUGAAAUGCAAGGAAAUGGCAGGGAUAAUGCGGAUAAUGAGUCGGGAUUUUUACCUGAAAACGGGGAUUCUCUUUCUUCACUUACCUCGGUUUUGAGUGGUGCGGAUAGGUUGAUUGAGGAGUUGGAGGCAGUUAUUAACAGCCGGAGGUUGAGAGAUGAUGGGCAGGGUUCUGGUGGGCCCGAGCUUUUACCCAUUGGCCAUCCUUAUUCUUUGAGAGGGAGAAGAAGAAGAAGAAGGAUCAUUGUUACAAGGGAAUCUAGGAGGAGGAGAUUGAACUGA
Molecule: messenger RNA, 969 nt
Organism: Striga asiatica
Lineage: Eukaryota; Viridiplantae; Streptophyta; Magnoliopsida; Lamiales; Orobanchaceae
Source: the annotation of a GenBank genome assembly